Messenger RNA from Hibiscus syriacus, 2589 nucleotides. RefSeq lists its product as uncharacterized. The transcript is spliced from 8 exons. Lineage: Eukaryota; Viridiplantae; Streptophyta; Magnoliopsida; Malvales; Malvaceae. The record is from RefSeq and is a predicted model, not a curated record. The coding region runs from base 202 to 2355 and encodes 717 amino acids.
UCUCGACUGGGGAUUCGAGAGUGAGCUCAUCAAAUGGGCGGUGCAUGGGAAGGCGGGCCCCACAUAAGGGGACGUGGUGAGUUCAAAGAAGACACGUAGGACCCACGCCGAACCCUUUAAAAACCCCUGAAGAGCCCUAAGGCCUAAUCCACCCAAACCAAAAGAAAGAGAAAAAAAGCGCUGUGUACUGACUGACUAAAUAUGGGAGACGAAAAGUCGAACAAUGAAGAUAAACUGCAAAAGUCUGAAGAAAUUGGAUACCAAAGUUUGAGUAACGAGAGUAAUGAGCCCGUCUGCUCUACUGGGAUAAGUGAUGUUGGAACUGUUGAUGUCCCCUUAAAUGUUUUGUCAAACUACCCUUCUUUUUGUAUGAGAGAUAUGUCAUUAGUUGGUGUUGAUGGGAUGAGGAGUGCCCCCCAUCUUGACAGCUAUCAAAAUUUCGCAGUUUAUCCGCAUUUGUUGAACAGGAUUGAUCAUAUGCCUUCCCAAUAUUCACCUCUUGAAAAUAUGGAUGCGAAUACUGAAUAUUUACAAACCGACAUUUGGGAUAUCAAAAUGGAUGACGGUAAUUCCCAAUCACUUGAAAAUUCCAUGAGAUGUGGAAAUAAGGAACAUUUGUUACGGGGUGCUCAAGAUGGCAGCGAAAUGGGAAGUAAUGAUACUUUGGUUGACUGUGUGGUUCAAUCUAAUUACCCUGAAAGUCUAGAUGGGAGUUUUCUGACUCUAGGUAUUGGAGUUGAUAGGGAGGCCAGGUCAAAUUAUAAUAAUGGGGCUAUCAAUAUGCAGUUAAAUCAAUCCCAUAGCCGAAGUGAUUAUGGAAGUUUCUUCUCUUCUGAUUUUAAAAUGGCAGCAGGUUUAUCAGAUUUCCAAACCUACGCCGCUGGACUUUCAGGCAUAGAAGAAAAUGCAGUUGGAUUGUCCAGUUUAAAACAUACUUUUGGUGGACUUCCAAGUAUUGUGCAGAAUGCAAGUGAAUCAUCCAAUGUGAGUGCAUUAACUGGUUCAUCACCAAAUGUUGAUAGUUGCACCUUUUCUACAUAUGAUUUCAGAUUUGCUGCUAGUACUAUCUCCAACCUUAGUUCAACUUCAUCACAAAUGCUACCAAUUCCCCAAAGCCAUGUUCAACAUCCUUUCCUGUCAUCGGGCAAUCGAAAAUUUAAUGCUGGAUUUGCAAAUAUGGAUCCAAACAAAGCACUUCAUGGCCUUUCUGGCAUGUCUUCAAAUGGAGAGCAUAUUAAAAGCCAUUCUGAAUUGCUUCCUAAUCAAAGCUUUCCUACUGUUUCUGGUUCAUCAUCAAUAGUGCAUAGUUGCGGCCAAUCUGGACAACCUUUUCAAGCUUCCUUGCCUUCUUUAUCUUCUUUUGUGAGAAGCAAAUAUGCUGCAGUGAACUCUGAUCAACUACAAAAGUGUGAUAUUGGAAGUAUACCGAGCUUACAGAGGGGAACAUCUGUAUCUUCUGUUCUUGGAAACAUUGAAAACACUAGCAGCCGGUCAGAUGUGUGGCAAGAUUAUCCUGCUCACCAGGAUGCUGCUAUUCAAACUGUUGAAAAAGCUCUUUUCUCAAAGAGGAUACAAAACCAGUUAGCUGGUAAAGAUCAGCUUUCUGCUUGUGAUAGAAGUGCCUCUCAAGUUGCUAGCAUUUCUCCCUUAUCCAAGAAUUUUUCUGUUCAAACAGCUAGGAAAAAUAAGCUUUCUACCACUGAUGGAAAUGCUGCUGAAGUUGUUAGCAUUCUUCCAUCUUCUAACAAUGUCGGAUUUCAAGAAGCAACCUCUCUUGGUCAACCUCGAAAUAAUACUUCCAUUCAGGCCUCCAAUAAUCUUGUUCCUGCUUAUACAUAUGGGCAAAAUGGUCCUGCUGCCACCCCUAACAAUCGAACCAGAUCAUCUCUCAAGAGGAAACCAGCCCAAUCACCAGCUGCUAUUCCUCAGGUUCAAAUAAAAAGGACAGCAAAGUUUUUCGCCCGAUCACCUGCAGUAAACAUGGCACAAAAUGCUCCUUAUAUUUCACAUGUUCCAUCCAUGGCCCACCCCAUAUCUUCUGUUCCACCUCUAAGAGUAACACCACAACCAUCAGUACAAGCUACUACCAUCUCUCUCUCAGCUAGGAGGUCUCUAUCUCCCCACGUAAAAUGGCAAGAUAGAGAUUCUCUUGAACCAAGUGGGUACAAGUGUUUGUUAUGCAAGAGGGAUCUUUCCUACAGACCAGAAGGCCCUAUUCUCCCGCUAACCGCUCCACCUCCCGUUGCGGUUUUGUCAUGUGGUCACUGCUUUCAUGAACUCUGCUUACAACGAAUGACCCCUGAAGAUGAAGCCAACAGUCCACCUUGUAUUCCGUGUGUGAUUGGUGAGGGCUAACUAGCUCAUGCUCAAUCAUUUGCUUUUGCAUCAAACUUUACUUUGCUCGGAGUUUUGGAUAUAGCAGUUUGAAUGCUAGGAAGAUGGAAUAUAGAUUUUGUACAAUUUACAACAAAUGAUAUUAUCAAUAUCCUACAUAGCCUGUGUUCGUUUUGAAUCGGAUAGAUUACUGGUGUCAUCACUUGGUCAACAAAGCAUGUCUAUUUUGCAGUUGUUGAGAAAGUAACCAUUUUA